Messenger RNA from Vicia villosa (hairy vetch), 2282 nucleotides. Its product is annotated as sorting nexin 2B-like. Bases 288 to 2021 code for a protein of 577 amino acids. The record is from RefSeq and is a predicted model, not a curated record. NCBI's taxonomy places the organism in Eukaryota, Viridiplantae, Streptophyta, Magnoliopsida, Fabales, Fabaceae. Gene Ontology annotation, molecular function: phosphatidylinositol binding. The transcript has 5 exons.
UAACAUACUUUGACACAUCCAUACACCCAAUCACAAUCCUUACUCCUGCCACUUCAGUUUCCAUCUGGGUCCUUGCAUGCUCUUCUUCAACCUCACCAUCCAAAAAAACCAUUACACCCCGCGCACGUUAGCCUCCACCACCACACUCUCACUCCCCAAAUCCCUAAUGCAUAAAAACAAACCUUUUUGAAACAAACCUUAUUGAAACAAACCUUAUUACUAGGUUAAUUCAAUAUCCAAACCCAAACUUCACAAACAAAUUUUGCACUUUCUAUUUCGAUUCAACAAUGAUGGACUCCGAGAAUCACACCCCAGAGGAACACCUACACCCUCACCCUCUCUCCUCAUCCAAAGACGAAUUAGAAAACCUCGACCUCCACAAAAACCUCGACCUCCACGAAAGCCACGAUUCCGUGAAUAGUAAAUCGUACUCUAAUUACCGGAGCGUCAUGUCCACGCUCUCCGAUUCUCAAAACCAUCCUCUCUCUCCGCCGAGUCUCGUUAUACCUGCAGACUCCGAUCCACUCCUAGCUCCACCGCACCGAGAAUUUACAAACCCUAAUUCCGCCGAUAAUUCCUCUUACAUCGACCCUCCCUCUUAUGCAGACGCGACUUUUAGUCUGUUCGACGGUGAGACAUCUUCCAACGGCGGUGAUACUCCGACACGAAGCUCCUCGGAAGGAUUAUUUUUCUCGAGAUCUUCGUCGUCUUCGAGCUCGGAGUAUUUGAAAAUAACGGUUUCGAAUCCGGUUAAGGAGCAAGAGAAUUCGAAUUCGAUUGUUCCUGGGAAUAGUAGCUACGUGACGUAUUUGAUUACGACGAGAACGAAUGUUCCGGAGUUUGGAGGUUCGGAGUUUAGUGUAAGGAGAAGGUUUAAGGAUAUUGUGACGCUUUCGGAUCGGUUAUCGGAGGCUUAUCGAGGUUUUUUUAUACCGCCGAGGCCGGAUAAGAGUAUUGUGGAGAGUCAGGUGAUGCAGAAGCAGGAGUUUGUGGAGCAGAGGAGGGUGGCAUUGGAGAAGUAUCUUAGGAGAUUGGCGGAUCAUCCGGUGAUUAGGAAGAGUGAUGAGUUUAGGGUGUUUUUGCAGGUUCAGGGGAAGCUUCCGUUGCUGACUACGACGGAUGUGGCGUCGAGGGUUUUGGAUGGGGCGGUGAAGCUUCCGAAGCAGUUGAUGGGGGAGAGUUUGAUUGCGCCUAGUGAGGUUGUGCAACCGGCGAAAGGGGGGAGGGAUUUGUUGAGGUUGUUUAAGGAGUUGAAGCAGUCAAUGGCCAAUGAUUGGGGAGGUUCUAAGCCGUUGGUUGUGGAGGAAGAUAAGGAGUUUCUUGCAAAGAAGGAAAGGGUUCAAGAACUUGAACAGCAAAUCAAUGGUGCAUCUCAGCAGGCGGAAUCACUUGUAAAAGCACAGCAAGACAUGGGAGAGACAAUGGGUGAAUUAGGAUUAGCAUUUAUUAAGUUAACAAAAUUUGAAAAUGAAGAAGCUGUGUUGGACUCUCAGAGGGUACGAGCUACUGAUAUGAAAGGUGUAGCAACAGCUGCUGUGAAAGCUAGCAGAUUAUUUCGAGAAUUAAAUUCUCAGACUGUGAAGCAUUUGCAGGAUACACUUCACGAAUAUCUUGGGUUAAUGAUGGCUGUUCAUAGUGCAUUCACAGAUCGCACAAGUGCACUAUUGACGGUACAAACCCUGCUUUCAGAACUCUCUUCUUUGCAAUCAAGAGCUGAAAAACUUGAAGUGGCUUCAUCUAAAAUAUUUGGGGGUGACAAAUCAAGGACUCGUAAGUUAGAGGAGCUACAAGAAACCAUAAGAGCCACAGAAGAUGCAAAAAAUGUUGCAAUAAGAGAAUAUGAGCGGAUCAAGGAAAACAAUAAGAGUGAACUUGAAAGGCUCGAUAAAGAAAGGCAGGCUGAUUUCUUAAACAUGUUGAAAGGAUUUGUAGUUAAUCAGGUUGGGUAUGCUGAGAAAAUAGCUAAUGUCUGGACAAAAGUUGUUGAAGACACUGCCGGAUAUGCGAAAGAAAACACUUGAGCUCUGGCUAUAGAUUUAAAUUUUCAUCUUUAUUCAUUGAUGUGUCAUUAUCAUAAUGUCUAUGUAUUCAUGACAAUAAAUUAAAAGAUGUGUUUUUGCAUGUUCUUAGGUUUUUCUCAUUUGUACCUCAGAACAUUUACACAUCAUUCAAAGGAUAUUUGAUGUUGUACAUUACAUGCUUGUUUUGUUUGUUUGACCCAUGCUUUCCAUGAGGUCUAAUUUUUGUUUUAUGUUAUUUUCGUUUUUAAUUGUCAAAGUAGU